AUGCUGUCAUUGGAUACAUUUGCAAGUCAUGCUAUUGCAGCUUUUGUUGUGCUAGUUGCGUCUUUUUACUUUUAUGUUAAAUACACAUACAAUUAUUGGACGAGAAAAAACGUACCUCAAUUACCUCCGGCAUUUCCAUUUGGAAACUUUAAUGCGCUAUUUUCGAAAAGUUUUUCAUUUGGUCCGAUUACCAAACAUUACUACGACGAUUUGAAGAAGGCUGGACAUGCGUUUGGCGGCGUCUACAUCGGUAUGACUCCCCAUAUGGUUAUGGUUGAUGAACGUCUAGGAAGAAAUGUUUUGACAAAAGAUUUUCAAUUUUUCGUGAACAGGGGUCUUUAUAACCGCCCCAACGCCAAAACUACUGCCAACAUAUUCUUUCAAGAUAAUCAAGAAUGGAAGAUAAAGAGGCCGAAACUUACAGUAAUAUUUACGACCGCAAAAUUGAAAUUAUUUUUCAACACAAUCAAACAAUGCGCCGACGAAUUAGAAGCCAAUAUGUACAAAGUCUCUGAUGGAAACAACGAUGUUGACAUUUAUGAAAAUAUGGGCUGUUAUUUCACCGAUGUUAUAAGUUCUCUCGUGUUUGGCAUAGAGGCGAAAAGUUUUAAAGAUCCAGACGCAGCCAUCAGAACAGCUGGACGAAUGUUGUUCACAGAUAUCCCGAUUCCUUACCAGUUGUGCUUAUUUUUGGCUAUUGCUUACCCGAAUAUAGCAAAAAUUUUAAGAGUUCCCCCGAUGCCAUUGAAAGUGGAAAACUUUUUCCUUAAACUAGUACCGGAAACGAUGGAAUAUCGAAAGAAGAAUAACAUCUACAGGAAUGAUUUGCUACAGCUGUUAAUUGAAUUGGAAGAAUCUGGAAGUAUAAUUUCUAAUGAUAUAAUUGCAGAGACAUUUAACUUCUUCAUUGCGGGUUUCGAAACAUCGACUACUGUUUCGACGUACUUGUUAUACGAAUUGGCCAAAAGGAAAGAUAUUCAGGAAAAAAUCAGAAAAGAAGUUAACGAGGUUUUGAAAAAGUACAAUGGAGAAUUUACUUACGAUGCAAUGCAGGAAUUGCCGUAUAUGGCACAAGCUAUAGACGAGGCCAUGAGGAAAUAUCCCCCUCUCGCCACCUUAACACGAGUCUGUGCCAGUGACUACCAAAUCCCUGGAACCGAUGUGAUCAUAGAAAAGGGUACGCCUGUUAUUAUUCCCGUUUUAGGGUAUCAUUUGAACCCGGAUUAUUUCCCUGAGCCUAUGAAAUUCAAUCCAGACAGAUUCGAAGGUAACGUUAAAUACGAAGGAUAUUUACCUUUCGGCGAUGGUCCACGAAAUUGUAUAGGUGAGAGAUUGGGCUUAUUGCAAAGUAAGGUAGGAAUUGCCUCUUUAAUUAAAAAAUACGAAUUUUCCUUGAGCCCCAAUAUGAAAGGAGAACUGGUCCUAGAUGAAGAUUAUUUUGUAACAAGAGCAACUGAUAAGAUUUUACUUAGGCUAAAAAAAGUUGAAAAUUAAUAAAGAAUUAAUACAAUAAUUGCUAGUUAAUAAUUUAUGAAACUUGAGCUACAUACAGUCUUAAUUAACACUGGUACGUACCUAAAUGAACUAUUAAUAAAUAAAUCACUAAGUCUUUAAGUGCUUCAGUUUAAUAGCAGUGGUUAGAGUGAGAAAGUUGCAAUUCCACAAUAGUUUCUUUUUUCCUUUUUCUUUUAUAUGGACUAAUGGAAGUUGUCUUUGUUGCACCCAUACUCUAUAGUGAAAACAAUGGAAAAUCAGUCGAAUGUAUUUUCUAUGAUAUCUCCGUUAAUAAUGUACUUAGAAGUUUGAAAUUUGGAAUUAAUAAUGUCCAGAUACUGUAUAGUAAUUUGGCUAACUUACAGUCGCCAUAACU
Phyllotreta striolata is the source of this 1870-nucleotide messenger RNA. The record is from the annotation of a GenBank genome assembly. Lineage: Eukaryota; Metazoa; Arthropoda; Insecta; Coleoptera; Chrysomelidae.